Messenger RNA from Triticum dicoccoides, 852 nucleotides. Its product is annotated as (+)-neomenthol dehydrogenase-like. Gene Ontology annotation, cellular component: membrane. The coding region runs from base 1 to 852 and encodes 283 amino acids. The transcript has 3 exons. The record is from RefSeq and is a predicted model, not a curated record. NCBI's taxonomy places the organism in Eukaryota, Viridiplantae, Streptophyta, Magnoliopsida, Poales, Poaceae.
AUGCGGGGGCGAUCGCCUCAAGGCCUCGACAUGCAUGUCACCGUCUCCCGACGCACCGCAGGCCUGGCCAACCCCUGGGCCUCGAGCCCAGUACUAGCCAAGCCCACCGCGUCGCCGUUCACUUGCGGCCCUACUGUGCCCAAAAGAAAAUUCAAACGCUCGUGUCUUUCCGCCCGAAUAUCACGAACGCCGUCCCUCUCCGGCGAACGUUGCACCGCCCGACCCUCCUUCUUUUUCCGCCUAGUCACUUUCGUCCAGCAAUCGGGACGGAAAAAGUCUGACAAGGUGAUAUUCGUCGGCCCAUCCUUCGGCAACGGUCCACACCAUGGUUUCAUUUUUGACUUCUGCAAAAGAACUGGGCGGUCUAGCAAUAUUGGUUUCUUGAUACUCACCGAAGCCCUACUGCCUCUGCUGCAAUCUUCCUCCGAGGGAAGAAUAGUGAACGUCUCCUCCAUAUUUGGCCUGCUAAGGGUAAUUAUCAACGAGGAGGUGAGGCAGGAGCUCAACAACAUCGACAGCCUCACGGAGGAGAGGCUGGAUGAGCUGCUGAACAAGUUCUUCAAGGACUUCGAGGCCGAUGCGCUGGAGGCGCGCGGGUGGCCCACGGGAUUUGCGGCGUACAAGGUGGCCAAGGCCGCCAUGAACGCCUACUCGAGGAUGCUGGCGAGGAGGCACCCCGCGCUGCGCGUCAACUGCGCGCAUCUAGGCUACGUCAAGACGGACAUAACCAUGAACUCGGGCGUCCUGAUGCCCGAGGAGGGUGCGCGCAAUGUGGUGAAGGUGGCGCUGCUGCCGGACGGUGGGCCGACUGGCAAGUACUUCGGCGAGGGCGAGGAGGCAUCGUUCGUGUGA